UGCCCCCCACAAACACAACCUGCUCCACAACUCUCUCACCACCAUCCUCCUCGACGGAGACCAAGGGAUGAUACUCCACUCCCUCCUCCCCAUCCCCCUUUUGCUCAUCUUUCUUCCCUUCAGUGAUGUCGACGAGCGCGGAAGACGCAAUAGUCGAGAGCGUAGGCACAACCCCAAAAAGGGACGCAGCACGACUCCUCACCAUCGGCGUACACUCACCCGUGCCAAGUCCCGAAUCCAUACUAUUCUGCCUCUUCGGAACGGGCGCAGUAACCCCCUGACCGCCCUCAGAACCACCACUUCUUCCCAACAGGGCGCUGACGGCCGUUAAAUCCAAUCCCAAAGCCUGCGCGUUCUCAGGGGAAGCACGAGAAAGCGACGUAGAGGCUCCAUACCCCUCAUCAUCUGACGCCUCCUUAGCAGCCGACGGAAUCCGUGCACGUGCGACAGGACCAACAAGGAUCUUCUCAUCAACACAC
Molecule: messenger RNA, 479 nt
Organism: Saitoella complicata NRRL Y-17804
Lineage: Eukaryota; Fungi; Ascomycota; Saitoellomycetes; Saitoellales; Saitoellaceae
Exons: 1
Coding region: 68-331 (87 amino acids)
Source: RefSeq, a predicted model, not a curated record